CACGGACACGGCUACUUUUCGGUAUCUGCGUUAUGCCCCUGCGCCUCGAUGUGACAGAAAAAAAGCAUCGCAAACAUGCGUCUCUCGCUCGCCAACUUUGUAUUGCUGUUUGCCCUCUUGACUAUGGCUGUAGCCUCACCGAUCGAACCUCUCGAUCCCGAUCUUGCCAACCGCGAGUCCGGUCACUCAGAGCGUAGCGUACUUGCCAAACGGGAUGCUGACAUUACCUUGUCCAUCAUCUACGGUUCGGCAAUCGGCGAGAAUCUCAUCCUUACCGUUCCUUUGAUCUGGAAUCCGCACGGCUUCUAUGAUGGCGCUGGCGACUUUGGUAGCGGAAAGGCGACUUUCAGCGGUCAUGGUGUAAUGGGCGGUCAUGCCUUCUCGGAAUUCACAUUCUCGAAUCCCUACAUCGGUUAUACGGUCACGGUGCUAUUCUUUCAUACUGGCUCUGGCUCGAUCAUAAGAUGCGCAACCGUGCUUGGGACCAUACAAGGCAUCAAGGUCACCGAGUCAACCUUGCACACAUGCACCGUCAAUGGCAAAAACGUGAUGCCUUAGCCGAUAGCGAUGUUGGACCUGGCCAAACUGCAGCGCAGUCUUGCAAAAUCACGGCAAU
Messenger RNA from Mixia osmundae IAM 14324, 616 nucleotides. RefSeq lists its product as uncharacterized. The record is from RefSeq and is a predicted model, not a curated record. Bases 76 to 558 code for a protein of 160 amino acids. The transcript is spliced from 6 exons. NCBI's taxonomy places the organism in Eukaryota, Fungi, Basidiomycota, Mixiomycetes, Mixiales, Mixiaceae.